AUGUUUGAACGACCGUGCUGCGACGGCGAACCAGUCGAAAGAUUCGAUGGAGUACUCGGUUGUGACCGCCAGGCGUGUAUAUUAGCGCACCCAAACGAUCCAGAAUGGAGGACUGCCGAGACCGCCAGUCGCGCCCCGCCGCCCCGUCUGCCUCUCCAGAGUAGCAACAGAACUCAAGAUUACGACAUUACAUCAAACCCAAAGCGCGAUGCAGGAUCAAGUCAGACCCGCCCAAUCCCCACGGGCCCAAGGAAGCGAACUGCCAUCACGAUGCAGCCCACCCAAGUCCAAGCUUCUACCUGUGAUAGCACGAGUAGUUCACUCUGCGGCCGGCCAGCUAAAGCACCACCGACUCUUCCUGCUGCACUGAGGUCCCAUCUCUCUUCGGCCGAGUCACAGAUGCCCGCCAAAUUGAAGAUCAACAUCACUAACAAUUCGUUUUCGGAUCUACCGCGCGCCGAGGCUCCUGCUAUCCCAACACCGCCGACCAGUACUCCUCCACCCCUGCCCCCGCCUAGUGAACCUGCGGACCUUUCCACACCCGUCCCGCCGUCACCGCCGCGCCUGCGCUGGGCAUCGAUCGAGACGUCGAAAGGCCCCGGGAAGGCACCCGCCGGGCGCAGUUGCACGGACAGCAUGAGCCUUCCGGAUCGACACCGAACGUGGGAUGAGCGCAUCCAGCGGCUUACUUCAUCGUCCGCCUUCUCAUCUCUUCCCGAACCUGAGCGCACCACGAUACAGUCUCAACUCAGCGCUGCUGAAGAGAAAUGCACUGCCAAAGCAGAGGAGCUGAAGGAUGCGCUCUUGCGGUUGGCGGAGUCCAAUUUCUGGCCGCUAGUCGAGCAGUCAGAAUCGAAGGCUCCUUCAUCCGCGGUCAGCGAGCAGCUGGUUGCAGAGAUCGGGAGUCUAAGGAACACAGUCGCCGAUCUGCAAAGUUACCUUGGUGAGGUGCAGCGGCAGUUACACGCGGCUGCGUCGGGAGAUAAUGCAGGAUGCGGCGAACCUAGCAGUAAACGCCGUCGAGUGGACCAUGACGCUGGGUCAUCUAGCGUCGUUUCGGAGCUGGACUCAAUGCGAACACGUCUCUCACAGUUUCAUGACACACUCGUGACGCUUGAGAGUUCAUUCCGCGCACACAAGGACCAUGUGCGCAACGAGAUGGACGAUGUUUUCAGGAAGCGAGAUGCACUCAUCGAGGACAAACGUGCAGAGUUCACGCAGCACUGUGACAAGACGGAAUACGAGAUAGAGGAGCUUGCCCGUGAGAUGGACGCUCUGAGCAUCCGGACAGACACGGUGAACAAAGAAAACAUUCGACUGAAGCGCGAGGUGGCGACUCUCGCGCGCCAAAUUGAACAGCUAAAGACGAAGCAACGUGACCAGAUUGAUGUCAUGCAACGCGAAAUUCGCGAGCUCAAGGCCCUCGUCGCAGAGCGCCUGCCGGCCUCGACCCCCUCAACGGUCAACUCGCCGCCGAGGCUUGAGUCGCCUUGGGAUCCGGAGGUGUUGUUCGAGGCAGUCCGGCCGCAUCUCAUUCAGUCCAUCCGCGAUGAGAUGCGGCCGGAGCUGUCUAUCUUCUACACGCGCAUUCAAGACAUCCUCCGUUCCGGGUACAAUCCGGGCAUGGGCAGAGAAUAUCGGGGUGGUCGACGGGGAUGGACUUAUUGA
Molecule: messenger RNA, 1668 nt
Organism: Postia placenta MAD-698-R-SB12
Lineage: Eukaryota; Fungi; Basidiomycota; Agaricomycetes; Polyporales; Adustoporiaceae
Exons: 5
Coding region: 1-1668 (555 amino acids)
Source: RefSeq, a predicted model, not a curated record